Macroventuria anomochaeta is the source of this 3370-nucleotide messenger RNA. RefSeq lists its product as uncharacterized. The coding region runs from base 115 to 3165 and encodes 1016 amino acids. The record is from RefSeq and is a predicted model, not a curated record. NCBI's taxonomy places the organism in Eukaryota, Fungi, Ascomycota, Dothideomycetes, Pleosporales, Didymellaceae. The transcript is spliced from 3 exons.
CUUCGCUGUCCCACUUCAGCCCGCAAGCUAGGUAACUCGAUGCCACAAAUUCUUUCAUACCCCUGCUCGUAGAACGUGCCGCACUGUAGGCUUUCCAGGUUCUACUUAAGCGCCAUGGCCUCGACUGAAUCGCCAUUCGAGCCCCAAUUUUCAAUCUCUGAUGGCUGCCCGUCUUUGAGUCUUUCGAACAGCCCUGCCGCGGAAGACACCAAGCAUCCCCAGAUCUCAAGAAUCGCCUCCCCUAGGACUACGUCAGAUAAAAAAGGACCGUCCCCGCGCGGCAGGCAACCUUCAGGACGGCGCCCGAGCCUCAUUACUGAUGACGUUCUUCCUAUCGGACUGUUAGAAAAUGUUAGUGUAGCUGGUCGAGUCUUGAACAACACUACCAGUUCUCGUUUAUCAAUUCGAUGUUCAGUCAGCUGUGCAACAGCUGCUCAAAACCCAAUGGCUGUCGAGAAAGUGCAACGAUGGUCGGGGAUGACCCGUACUGUCAGUGAUUGGGAUGGUCUGCGGAGGGAUACCGAACUAUGGGUCGAAGACGGCGACUGUUAUGUACAUCUCUAUGCGCAAGGAGCAUCGCGUCGUGGUCCAUCCUUUUGCAUCCCUUUCAGAGCUCUGCGACAGAAGAAAUGCAGCUCUAUACUCAACAUCUGUUACGCAGAGAUUGCAUCUCGGGAUGGCUCAGAGUCGCAACAACUGCUGAGCAUGUCCAGCUCACUGAUCCUACCAAGCCGUGAAUUGGGCGUCGUCAACCUGUUCAUCCCGGCUCCUACUGACACUUCCCGCCAAGAUUAUUUCAAAUGGCACGUCACGACACGGAACUUCUUCGCGUUCCUUCUUGGAAAGCCUCUGGUGGGCUACCACAUGGGUCAAACCUUUGUCGACCUGCAAGAAAGAUUACAACUGUUCCGAUCCGGACUCGUCGACAACCACCAGGAUUUCUUGCAAUACGCUGAGGAUCAAGGAUACCGUGACUUUUCCGAGUGUACUGAUUAUGCGCUUGCCAGUCUGUUCUAUGCUGAGACAUACAAACUCAGACAUGCCUGGAUCGAUGCUUUCGCUCACUGCGUCGGGAUGAACGAAAGUCUGUCACUUAGUCCAGAAUAUGUUGCCACCUCAAGGCUGACCAAGGCCCUCAUAACACGUGCCUUCCUCGAGGUAGACAUCCACCUUGGUCAAGUGACCGCUGCAUUGAGCAAAUUCCUGGAGGAGGAUCUCUCCGCUGUUUGCCUUGGCCUUACACCAGGAGCCAGAAGCCAUUUAAACCGCUUUCGCCGAUUUCUACAUAGCUUCUACGUCAAGAAGUUUGGAUACUGGCCGCCUCCAAGGGGUUCCGCUUUUCCAAAAGCACUGUACAAGUCGAUGUACUUCGACUUCCAGAAUCUGUACGACUACCUCGUCGACACGAACUCGUCUACCGACUUUGCUCUGCAGGGACCAGCAAGCGGAGGCAUAUGCGUUCUGCAGAAUGUUGACAGCUUCGACAAGCGUCACAAGUUCACGUCGCAACCACAUCCAUUGCCGCUAGUACCAAAUUACGCGGACCCAACGAAGAAGAUGGAGUCUCAGAAAGCUCUCCAACAAUUAACAUUGGCGUCUCAGCGCAACAAGGCUAACCCCGUUCAGACUAUAAGUGCUACACUGGCGGCAGCAACCAACACACAAGAUGCGGCAGUCACCAGCUCGAACAUCGUACAGGAGUAUGCGCAUUUUGAACGAACGUAUAGCUCAACACUCCACCAGCGCGACGAAAAGGUCUCUGUUGUCGAUGCGCGGAAAGUCAGAUGGCUUCUUAUCUAUGGCACAUUACAGUACUUGGUAUCAGCAUUGCGAGCCCCCAAGGAGGUCCGGGACGCGGAGACUGCCGACUAUCCUCUCUGCUGUCUCCUACCAGAGCAGUCAUCAUGGCCUGGCGGCUCGCAAAUAUCUACGCCUUCAGUUACUACAACUACUUCACCUGUCUCCGCAGUGAACGUACCUCAAGCAAUUGACGAACAUAUCAACAGUUCGCAAUUUGACUUCACUUCCAUCCAACCCGACUGCCACAGGGAAGACUACUUCUCUUCCCAAACGUCAAGUCGGCGUGGUUCUGUCGAGGUACCAGCACCACUCAGAAUCUCUACGCCUGUCUCAUACCCACCCAGUCGAUCAUUUGGGUCAAUCUCAUUGUCUGGACGAAGCUCGCGACGGAACAGCUUGAAGCUCAAGCCUACCCACCACUGCGAGAUCAUCGUCCACGGGUACGGGAAUGGGCUGAACGAAGCCACUACAAGUUCACCCGUCCAGGGCCUAUCGCUUAGUGCGUCUAUGAAUGAGUCUCACCGCUCUUCGGCAUCUAUCCUGCCAGAAGGUGCUGGUCCUGAGAAAUCAUGGAUCAGGCCCCAGCCACCUCCCAUCCUACAAGAGCGAACAUCGUCGUUGAACAAAGUUCGUCGUCACGCGCGUCAGCGAACCCCACUUCUAGAUGCAGCUCAUCUCGAACAAUAUCUCGGUUCCGUGGCUACUAGCGAUCAGACAGAUAUGAGUCGCUCCGAUAGCACGAGCUCGCAUGGUAGCCAGGUAUGGAGCGAGUCAAGCACAAUGUCUUCAGAGUCCAGUGCAGAUGGCGAUUACAAAGAACGACACAGUAUCACGGUAGAAGACAGCGGACUUUUGGGCGGCUUCGUAUCCGUCGACAGCACGCCAGUGCCCACUCCUCGAACACGAUCACUGGUCAAGACAAAUUCACCUGCCUCACAGCCACCACAGCCAUCCACCUCACGCAUGCAAGCAUUCCGCUUCCACGAUGAUACUCCACAAGCAACGAACUUCGACCACAUCCACCCAGCCUUCCGGCCCCCAAUCACAGACACAACGAUCGGCAUGGCACUCUCUCCUCCCAUCUCACCGCCGCUGAGCCCGAGCAUCAACUUGCAGUCCUUAUACUUUCAUCUCUCUCCGGGAGCGCCAAAAAAUACAUCCUCCCACUCCAUAAAACACUCCACAAACUCCGAGCUCACAUAUGCCGAUCUUCCCAUCUCGAAGGCGCCUUCACGCAGUGCCAGCCAUCGUGAGCACGGACUCUUCACUACGAUAUCUUCGCCCUCGAAGGAGUCUGGGAAGCGCGUUAGUGCGGAGAAAACACGCAGUCGUGUGUCCAUCUUGAAGCGGUUCUACGCAUUCUGAUUGCUUUUUCGCUUUUACUCUUUCAUCAUGACUGUUCUCCACGAUUUCUUUUGUCAUGUCCAGCGUGUCGCGUUCAGGUUGGGUUAGGUCGUCUUGAGUGGCAUUGCUAUGUUUGUAUAUGCUAUAUACCCAUGGUCGCAUCGCCGACUCGAAAAGCGUUUUACAUCGGUUAUAGUUGCAGUGUCGAGCUCUUCACAUUACAAUU